Messenger RNA from Wasmannia auropunctata (little fire ant), 1465 nucleotides. Its product is annotated as protein shisa-5-like. Bases 188 to 724 code for a protein of 178 amino acids. Lineage: Eukaryota; Metazoa; Arthropoda; Insecta; Hymenoptera; Formicidae. The record is from RefSeq and is a predicted model, not a curated record. The transcript is spliced from 5 exons.
GUCACGUCGGAACGCAGUGGUCGCGGCGGGCGGGUGUCGCGGCGCGCGGUUAGCAGGUAGUUGUCUGCGGUUGCCUGUAGCUGUCCGAGAUUCGUCGUUCGGGCUACGUACAGUCGUCAGUGUCGUCACACAGCCGAUCGCAUUGUCCAACCAUCGUGCAAGUUUGUUGAAAGGAAACAGGGUCAAAAUGUCACGUCUCGCGGUAGCGUUGCUGCUGAUUUGUCUUCACGUGGGAUCCGGUGUUUAUGGCAUAGAUUGUACCUAUGGACGCAAUAAAAAUGUUUUCGACGACUUUUUAACUACAUGUCCAAGAUUGACAGAUUCACCUGAAAAGACCUUCUGCUGCAUCGAUUUGACUAACGACAACGCAUACUGCUGCACUGCCGAGGAGUUUGCGAUAAAAACUGGAUUCGGUGUCGUCAUACCUGUGAUAAUUGGAUCGGUCAUAGUUAUCGCUGUAAUAGUGUGCUGCAUAUCCUGCCUCUGCUGCAGCUGCUGUCCCUGGUAUCGUCGCCGUCAAGGCACCGUCUACGGAAAAGUUCAGGCACCUGUUGUGCAAGUAAUUCAGCCCCAGGCAAAUCUUCCACCAAGCUACACCAACCAACCUCCAAGCUAUAGCGUUCCAUAUCCAACAGGCUCGACAGGAAUGCCGCAACCCCCACCGUACAAUGAGGCGUAUGCUAAACAAGCUCCGUACAAUCCUGCUUACCCACCAUCACAGUGAUCUUUCAAGUUAUAGUUAUCAUAAUUAAUAGUUAACGAUGAAGGGGUUUAUGAAUUUCCGUUCUACCGAGCGAUCCUUAUCGUCUCUACUCAAUUUCAUACGAACGUCAAUACAGCAAAGAAUUGUGUUCAUAUAUCGUACCACAAUGAUGUGAUUUAUAUGCGUGGGCGAUUUACCAUAAACUCUGGCCAUAAACACUCGCACAAAUUUUGUACUAUUUAUGCGUUUUUCUUGCUCGAUACAUCUUUCUUAGAAAAGUGUUCGAUAUUUGUAUUUUAAUUUUACUUUUAUUAUAUUUGUUAGAAAGUGUGGUUUAUAUAAAUCCGUUUUCUGCGAAAACGGACAGAACAAACAGAAAUACUCUCCAUGAGAUAUGAUUUUAUAACAAGAAAAAAAAAGUAUAUUAAACUAUUCAACUUUGUAUAGCGUUAAAAUACAUUUGAGAAAAUCUUAUCUGAUGUUGUAAAUAAAAAAAGUUGAUAUCCCACACGAGUUUCUUCAAAUUAAAAAUCUUGUAUUCUUGUAGCAAUAUUUUUAAUUAUGAAGAAAAUCAUAACUCAUGAAUCUUUCAUAUUUUUUGUUCUAAGAGGAUUAAGGAAGAGAGUAUUCCGUGCAAUUUACUAAUUUAUACUAUCAAACACGGAUGGAAACUUAUGACAAAAUUAAUGUAUUUUGUGUAGUAUGAGUAAAAAAAUUCAUAACUGUAAUUAUCCGUGUUAUUAAAGAUGCAGGAUUGCAGGA